AUGUGCGACCGCAACAGCGGGCGGCGACUCCGGCAGUGGCUGAUCGAGCAGAUCGACAGCGAGAUGUACCCUGGGCUCAUCUGGGAGAACGAGGAGAAAACCAUGUUCCGCAUCCCCUGGAAACACGCUGGGAAGCAGGACUACAACCAGGAGGUGGAUGCCUCUAUUUUCAAGGCCUGGGCUGUUUUCAAAGGCAAGUUCAAAGAAGGUGACAAAGCGGAGCCGGCCACGUGGAAGACACGACUGCGCUGUGCCUUGAACAAGAGCCCUGACUUUGAGGAGGUGACAGACAGGUCCCAGCUGGACAUCUCCGAGCCCUACAAGGUCUACAGGAUUGUGCCGGAGGAGGAACAGAAAUGCAAAGCGGGCAUUGCCAAUGGGAGCAGCCUGAAUGACGUCACAGAGAUGGACUGCAGUUCCUCUGCGAUCGAUGAGCUCAUUAAAGAGCCCCCCAGCGUAGAUGAAUAUCUGGGCAUCAUCAAGAGAAGCCCCUCGCCCCCCCAGGAGACCUGCAGGAACCCCCCGAUACCCGACUGGUGGGUGCAGCAGCCCAGCCCUGCGUUGCCCCUGAUGAACGGAUACUCCGGCUACGAGCAGCAUCAUUCAGGUUACUCCCAGAUGGUGAUCAACUUCUUCUACAGCGGGAGGCUGGUGGGCCACAUCACCACCUCGUGCACCGAGGGCUGCCGGAUCUCGCUCAGCCAGCCCUCCAGCCAUGGUGAGAAGCUGUAUGCCCCAGAUGCCCUGGAGCAUGUGCGGUUCCCUUCGGCUGACACCAUCCAGAACGACCGCCAGAAGCAGAUCACCAGGAAGCUCUUUGGGCACCUGGAGAGGGGUGUCCUGCUGCACAGCAACAAGCAAGGCAUCUUCAUCAAGAGGCUGUGCCAGGGCAGGGUCUUCUGGAGUGGGAACACCAUGGUCUACAAGGACAGGCCCAACAAACUGGACCGGGAUGAGGUGGUGAAGAUAUUUGACACCAGCUUGUUCUUCAGAGAGCUCCAGCAGUUUUACAACAACCAGGGCCGCUUCCCGGACAGCAGAGUCAUACUGUGCUUUGGAGAGGAGUUCCCAGACACGGUGCCCCUGCGGUAUAAGCUCAUCCUUGUCCAGGUGGAGCAGCUGUGUGUCAGGCAGGUGGUGGAGGAGGCUGGGAAGACCUGCAGCAGCAGCCCCAUGCUCCCCAUAGCUGAUGAGACACAGCAUGACCAGGUGUACAGGAUCUUUCAGGACAUCUGUGGGAUGCACCAGCGGCCACUCUUCAGAGAAAACCAACAGAUUGCUGUCUGA
Messenger RNA from Balearica regulorum gibbericeps (East African grey crowned-crane), 1287 nucleotides. It is a transcript of the gene IRF8, whose product is annotated as interferon regulatory factor 8. Gene Ontology annotation, molecular function: DNA-binding transcription factor activity, RNA polymerase II-specific; RNA polymerase II cis-regulatory region sequence-specific DNA binding; protein binding. Lineage: Eukaryota; Metazoa; Chordata; Aves; Gruiformes; Gruidae. The record is from RefSeq and is a predicted model, not a curated record. Gene Ontology annotation, biological process: immune system process; regulation of transcription by RNA polymerase II. Gene Ontology annotation, cellular component: nucleus.